Molecule: messenger RNA, 2551 nt
Organism: Perognathus longimembris pacificus (Pacific pocket mouse)
Lineage: Eukaryota; Metazoa; Chordata; Mammalia; Rodentia; Heteromyidae
Gene: Traf3ip3
Product: TRAF3 interacting protein 3
Exons: 17
Coding region: 777-2345 (522 amino acids)
Source: RefSeq, a predicted model, not a curated record
UCCUCAGCCCAGCCCUUGGAGGCCCCAUUCUUCAGGGGCCCACUCAGAUCUGCAGAGAGCAAGAGAGAGGAACUGGGGUUUGUGAGCACUGUGGCUUGAUCUGCUUCCUGUUUCAGCACGGCUGCUUUGCAAGAAAAAAAACAGUAUCAAGAAGGGAAAUGCUCAGGAGGCCCAGAGCCAUGGAUUGAGCACUUGCUUCACCCAGACACAUCUGUGCUACACCUGAGAUCAGAGCCAAGAUCUUCCCAGGGGCUGGAAUGCUUUACUGAGCUGCUGAGAACAGAACCUGCGACCUGGAGCCUCUCCCUGUCCAUCAGACAUCUCACAGGGCUUCUUGAUUCUAAGCAAGUAAGUAUAGUCAAGACAAUUCAGAAGGCUGGUAUGGUUCCAUUCAGUGGCAUCACACUAAAUCCUACCUGAUGUAGGGAGAAGAGGAUAUGGAGACAUGCCCUUCCCGACAGGGGCCAUUUCUACAGAAACUCCGCUGAGUAAUAAGACUUGAUGUCUGGCCCUAGAGCAGCCACAUUUAGUGGCUGUGUAGGUGGAGAGCUCAGAGGUACCUCAUCUCAGGCCUGCCUUCCGCUCCACAGCCCUUUCCUCUUCACAGACAGAAGCCCAAACCCAGAGGUCAGAGAAACUGGAGCAGUAAAAGCGAUUUCAAGCUGCAACUACUUUGCCUCCAUUUGGAAAACAAUGUUCCCCUUCAAUGAAGAAGAGAUCCAGGCAGCUAUUCGAGGAGCUGGAAGCCAAACACAACAGGUGCUGGGGAGGUCAUCAUGAUCAGCCCAGACCCCAGGCCCUCCCCUGGCUUGGCCCGGUGGGCUGAGAGCUAUGAAGCUAAGUGCGAGCGCCGACAGGAGACCAGAGAGAGCCGUCGCUGCCGCCCCAAUAUGACCACCUGCCGCCCGCUGGAAAAGGCGCUGAGGACCCAGCACAGGGAGCACCUCCAGAGAGCUCGACAACAGCAGUUCUUCAAGAGAAGGAACCUGGAAGUGGAGGAGAAAGGCCAGGCCUGGCAUCCUCAGGCCAGGGAGCAAAGUCCCUCCAGGAGGCCAGGCAGAGGGACAGGCCAGACAAAUGCACUCAAGGAGCUACUGUUCUGUGUCAACGGAAUCUCAUCUUCUGGACAGCAGGUGGCAGGAACCAGCUCUCAGGUGUUGCCAAUUCAGCAUCACCCUUCCAUAAGCAUCCAGGAGGAUCUGGCUACUCAUCACUCCUCACAGACAGAGGCCUUUCUACUGCAAGCCUCUCCCACCAAGAAGCCACACAGACACCACCGGGGCACUCAGACACCCACAGAAAAGGCACAGUCAACAAUUAAGAAUGAUGCCAGUCAGCAAACCAAUUAUGGAGUUGCAGUUCUGGAUAAGGAAAUCAUCCAGCUUUCAGAGUACCUCAAAGAGGCCCUACAAAGGGAACUGGUCCUAAAACAGAAAAUGGUAGUUCUCCAAGACUUGUUGUCUACCCUGAUUCAGGCCUCUGACAGCUCUUGGAAGGGCCAACUUAAUGAGGACAAAUUGAAAGGCAAACUAAGGUCCUUAGAAAACCAGCUCUACACUUGUACUCAGAAAUAUUCCCCUUGGGGAAUGAAAAAAGUACUAUUAGAGAUGGAAGACCAGAAAAAUAGCUAUGAGCAGAAGGCCAAGGAGUCACUGCAGAAAGUGCUGGAGGAGAAAAUGAGCGUGGAGCAGCGAUUGGAGAGCACACAGCGGUCCCUAGUCCUAGCAGAGCAGAACUGUGAGGAGUGGAGAGGCCAGUAUGAAGCCCUGAAGGAAGCCUGGAGGACCUUAGAGAUCCGGCACAACGAGUUGGACAAUCAACUCCAUGUACUUCAGUCCAAACUGCAGGGCGCUGACCGCAGAGACACACAGCUGAACCAGGCUCUGCGACUUUUGGAGAUGGAGCACCAGGAACUGCAGGCCAAGAUCGAAUGCCUACAAGGGGACAGAGACUUGUGCAAUGCCAAUACCCAGGACCUGCAAGAUCAACUGAAGAGGUCAGAGGAAGAAAAACAUGCUCUCAUGACCAGAGUACAACAACUGCAGGGUCUGCUUCAGAAUCAAUCCUUACAUCCUCAAGAACAGGAGAAACUAGCAAAGAAAGAUCAGGCUUUACCAGAGUGGAAUUCAAAGCCCUCCCACAAGGAAGUGAAGCCUGAGGGCACAGAGGAGAAAGAUCUUAGAGACCAGCUGCCAAAGAAGACUUUACAGCCCCAGGCCCAGGAAAAGGAGUUGAGACCACAUCCUAGGACUGGGCAAUGUGACCGAUGGCUCCCAGUGCUGAUGGUGGUGAUUGCUACAGUGCUAGCAGUGAUCUUAGCCAACAAAAACAACCUGAUGAGCUGACUGGCAGCCUGACUGCUGCCUGGGAUUACAAUCAAAAGCAAGAAACUCAGGUUUGGGUAACUUCAUAGCUUGGGUUUUCCCUCCAAAUGAAGUGGGAUUUCUGACUUAAAAAAAAAAAAUGUGUACCGGUUCUGGGGCUUGAACUCAGUACCCAGGCACUGUCCCUGAGUUUUCUUGCUCAAGGCUAGUGUUCUACCACUUGAGCC